Molecule: messenger RNA, 825 nt
Organism: Brassica napus (rape)
Lineage: Eukaryota; Viridiplantae; Streptophyta; Magnoliopsida; Brassicales; Brassicaceae
Product: calmodulin-like protein 7
Exons: 1
Coding region: 178-633 (151 amino acids)
Molecular function (GO): calcium ion binding
Source: RefSeq, a predicted model, not a curated record
UGCAUCUCUCUGACUUUUUAAACUUCCUCCUAGAUUUCUGAAUCGUCUUCUCUUCUCAAUCUCCAAGAAGCCAUGAAAGGGUAAAAAGGAUCUUCCCAGAAAACCCUUUCUCAGCUUCUCGGAGCCCUCACCAUUCUCCUUUCUUGUUCCACACGAAACCCUACAAAAAUCAAAGACAUGGAUCCAACAGAGCUCAAACGCGUGUUCCAAAUGUUCGACAAGAACGGUGACGGUUCCAUCACCAAUAAAGAGCUGAGCGAGACGCUGCGAACCCUCGGGAUCUACAUCCCCGACAAGGAGCUGACGCAAAUGAUCGAGAAGAUAGACGUGAACGGCGACGGGUGCGUGGACAUAGACGAGUUCAAGGAGCUUUACAAGACGAUCAUGGAAGGGGAAGAGGAGGAAGAAGAGGACAUGAAGGAAGCGUUCAAUGUGUUUGAUCAGAACGGAGAUGGGUUCAUAACGGUGGAUGAGUUGAAGGCGGUUUUGUCGUCCUUGGGGCUCAAGCAAGGGAAGACGUUAGAUGAUUGUAAGAAGAUGAUUAUGCAAGUGGAUGGAGAUGGUGAUGGUAGAGUUAACUUCAAGGAGUUUAGACAAAUGAUGAAAGGAGGUGGUUUUAGCGCUUUGGGCUAAUGUUUUUCUUUUCAUUAUUGUGUUUCUUUCUUCUUCUUGAUUUAAUUAUAUUGUUUUAGGGAAUGAAAAACACAAGAGAAAAAAAAAAACAAAUGUUCUCUAUUGUUUCUUCCGGCAUUAUAGCAUUGUCUUCGGAAUAUGUUACCGUGAUAACAUGUGUAACAAUGUGGAUCAAAGACAUUUGGUUGUGCU